CAUCACACUGGCGGGACCUGCCCAGUGAUGUCAUGAAGUGACAUCAUAAAGCUGGGAGGGAUGUUGGAAGCUCACAGCUGCUUCCUCCAGGAAGUCGCACAACAUUUCUGGGACCACUUCAGCCUCUGAAGUCCCAAGGACUGUGUUGCGUUGAUACAUCGAUUUAGCCAUUGCCUAGACAGGAGGAUCGACUACAGAGAGUGAAAGACUUCUUCCGAGUGCUGGGCUCACCUUGAUGGAGCCGGACAUUCUCCAAAGCCACGCAGACACGAACCCGUGUGGCCGAGUCCCUGAGCCAGGGCCUCAGUCCCCAGCACCUGUGGGCAAAGGGAUGCCCGGGAUGGUCCAGGGCGGGCUGAGCACCCUGUACCUGCACUUUCUCUCCUUGCGGGUGGGGCUCCUGGACUGGUAUUUCUGCUUCAAGCAAAUCCAGUGGGACCUCCUGCGGUGGAUCCACGCCUCCUUCGAACUGGCCACUGACUUCUUUUUCUGCUGGGCCCAAAACAUCCUCUUGGCUUCCAUGAUGCUUCUGCUGCUGGCCUGGAGGGCUCGGGACGGAGCCAAGGAACGCGGGUGGAGAUCAGUGCUACGGGGCUUGGCUCCGAAGGGUCUGAUCACUCGGGUUUUUUCCCUGCUGAAGGCCUGCUGCCGAUACCUCGAGAGCCUUGUGGCUCGGGUCAUUUGGGGUCUGGCUUUCCGCUUGACUUGCCCCAUUGCCUGCAUCACCCAGGCCCUGGAAAGCACCUUUCAGCAUGCUGUCGAAAUAGCAAGCGAGGAGGAAGAUGAAGAUGAGGAAGAGACUGCGCUGGUGCCAAUGCCAUGCCGCGCCACCUUUCUCCCUAAGCAAGAGGAGCGGACCUAGCUGGCGUUCAAUAAAUGGCACUGGAAGCGA
Podarcis raffonei (Aeolian wall lizard) is the source of this 892-nucleotide messenger RNA. RefSeq lists its product as uncharacterized. NCBI's taxonomy places the organism in Eukaryota, Metazoa, Chordata, Lepidosauria, Squamata, Lacertidae. The transcript has 3 exons. The record is from RefSeq and is a predicted model, not a curated record. Bases 236 to 862 code for a protein of 208 amino acids.